AUGUGCAGUCUCGAGAAGCGUGACAAUCUAUGGAUCCUGACAAUCACCGGCGAUGAUCAAAACCGCCUCAAUCCAACCCUAAUCGAAUCCCUUCUCUCAACCCUAACAAAUCUCGCUUCUCAAUCCACUCCCGGCUCCGUCCUCAUCACCACCGCUAAAGGCAAAUUCUUCUCCAACGGCUUCGACUUGCCAUGGGCUCGCGCUGCCAGCUCCAAAUCCGCCGCAGUGGUUCGCCUUCAAUCAAUGGUUGAUUCGCUUAAGCCCGUCGCUGCAGCGCUGAUAUCGCUUCCUAUGCCGACGAUCGCCGCCAUCAACGGCCACGCCUCUGCCGCCGGGCUCUUGCUCGCGAUGUGCCAUGACUAUGUUUUCAUGAGGAGUGAUCGAGGUGUGUUGUACAUGCCGGAGGUGGAUCUUGGACUUCCGCUGCCGGAUUACUUCACUGCCGUGUUGAAAGAGAAGAUCAAAUCGCCGGCGGUGCUGCGUGACGUGUUAUUGGCCGGCGUGAAGAUCAAGGGGAAAGAAGCUGUUGAGAUGGGGGUAGUUGAUUCGGCGCAUGAUAGCGGGGAGAGUGUGAUAGAGGCUGCGGUGCGCUUGCGAGAAGAAUUGGCACAAAAGAAAUGGGUUGGGAAAGUGUAUGCAGAGAUUAGGAAGAGUUUGUAUCCUGAUGCAUGUAAGGUUUUGGGAUUGACUCCAAUUUCACUCAUACCUAAGAUGUGA
Lathyrus sativus (Indian pea) is the source of this 717-nucleotide messenger RNA. The record is from the annotation of a GenBank genome assembly. Lineage: Eukaryota; Viridiplantae; Streptophyta; Magnoliopsida; Fabales; Fabaceae.